This is a messenger RNA of Triplophysa rosa, 4224 nucleotides long. RefSeq names its product calcium-independent phospholipase A2-gamma-like. The coding region runs from base 209 to 2548 and encodes 779 amino acids. Gene Ontology annotation, cellular component: membrane. Gene Ontology annotation, biological process: arachidonate metabolic process. The record is from RefSeq and is a predicted model, not a curated record. NCBI's taxonomy places the organism in Eukaryota, Metazoa, Chordata, Actinopteri, Cypriniformes, Nemacheilidae. The transcript is spliced from 10 exons.
GUGUGUUUACGCCAUGGUUUACGCUCUUGUGUUGAGGACUGACCCGUAAACAAGCCGACGCGAGUUAAACAGCGCAAGAAUAUUUACUAGUUCAUCUUUACUUGUUUAACCGACAUUCAUACGUCAGUGUUUCACCAACAGGAGGAUGAGAAGCGUGUUGUCUGAUCUGCAGAUGCUGACGUGAUGACUCUCGUAGCCGGUAGCCUACAUGCUGCAUCUAUGGCACAGACCCGGACGUGCGUCCGUCACCCUCUCCCCACUGUGGAACCCGUUCUGUCAUCUACACGUCAAAAGACAGUUGGGCUGCAGACUCUCCUGGGGACACGUGCGACGCCGAGGGUCCUGGUUGUGUGGUGUCGGCCCACUCAGGUUUCGAGUCGUGUGCCACCCCAACAUCUCCAACUUUAGCACGUCGACGUGCCGUGGGUCGAUAGACCUGAGAUAUCACAUGUCUCGCCUGCGUAGCACGCUGGACUUGGUCUCCAAAGUGGUGAGUGGAACGCAAGUGGAGAUUCGAACCCUAAUCGGCCGACUCAAACCGAGCAGCGAUCGAGAGGGGGAAGCGAAGGAGGCAGGUCAAGAAACACCUUCAGAGAAAGAGCAGGAGAGAUUCUCAACCUCGGCUCCACCUCAGGAUUUACCUGAGACUCCGCCCUCUGCCCCGCCUUCCACUACAGCUGGGACCUUGGAACAGAAUGGGCUUAGAUUGACAGACACUUGUCACAGUACCAAUAACAUUACUGCUACCUCCCAGACCGCCACACCUCGGGCCAAAAACACAGCCCCGCCUUCAAACCCUGUCACGGCCCAGCAGACCACACCCCUCUUCCACCCUGGGUCCCUCAGCGCCCACCUGGGCGAGACCUACAGCUACCUGUCUGAGCAUAUUAACUCUUAUUUUGGCAGCUUAACUAAAACAGACGAGAUUAAAGACAUCGGCUCAUCCACGCAGGUUGAUUCGACAAAUGGACAGGAAAGUACUUCUCUUGUGCCGGUGAAAGAAGUCCAACCUUCAGUCGCAAGUUCUGCUGUCUCUGUCAAUAAAGGACUCGGGAAUUACUUCACCUACUCGUCACCGAGCGUCCAAGCGUUCGUAGGAAACUACAUCACCCCGCUGGUUCCCAGGUUCAGAAGUGAGGACAAAGUGCAGGCAGACAAACCUUCUCAUGCUGAGAACGACGCCGGUAAACUGAAGAAAACGUCGAGUAAAGAACAGAGAGACGCAGAUGAGAGAGCCAGACGUCUAGUGCUGCAGAGAGAGAAGAUCAUUGCUCGGGUGAGUGUGGAUAACCGGACCCGGGCUCUGGUGCAGGCUCUUCACCGCGCGUCAGACGUGCGUCUCUACAUCAGCAGGGUGGAGGAACUCAGUCUUCAUCUGCUGGAGUUUCCAGAAACACGAUCUGCGGCUAUCAAGGAAAAGGUUAUUCCACGUCUGCUCCGCUUGCGUCAGGCGAGCGACGCGUCUCUGAAGGCCGCUGUGAGGGAGGCUUUGGCUCUGGGGGGCUACAUCGAGCCAGUGAAGAACAGAGGCAUCCGGAUCCUGUCCAUCGACGGAGGAGGAACCAGGGGUCUGCUGGCCCUUCAGACUCUUCACAGGCUCGAGGAGCUAUCGGGACGACCCAUCUACCAGCUGUUUGACUACAUCUGUGGUGUCAGUACAGGUGCUAUAUUGGGCUUCAUGCUGGGGGUCUUUCAAAUCCCGCUGAAGGAGUGCGAGGAUCUCUACAGGAAGCUGAGCUCCGACGUCUUCAGGCAGAACGUGAUUGUAGGAACGGUGAAGAUGGGAUGGAGUCACGCCUUCUACGACAGCGAGAUCUGGGAGAAAGUCCUCAAGGAGAAAAUGGGCUCGGAUAUUCUCAUCGAAACAUCACGUAACCCCGACUGCCCAAAGGUGGCGGCGGUGAGCACAGUAGUAAACCGGGGCCCUCCAAUAAAGGCCUACGUAUUCAGAAACUACACCCUGCCGCCCGGUGUACGCUCGCAUUACCGUGGCGGCUGUCACCACAAGAUGUGGGAGGCCAUCCGAGCGUCGUCUGCAGCCCCGGGAUACUUCCAAGAGUUUGCGCUUGGAAACGACCUACAUCAGGACGGAGGUUUGCUGAUCAAUAAUCCCACGGCUCUGGCCAUCCACGAGUGUCAGUGUCUGUGGCCCGGCGUUCCGCUCGAGUGUGUCGUUUCUUUGGGGACCGGACGCUUCGAGACCACCGGUAGGAAUAGCGUCGCCUACACCAGUCUGAAGACCAAACUUUCCAACGUCAUAAGCAGCGCCACAAACACUGAAGAAGUUCACACCAUGCUGGACGCUCUUCUCCCUCCACACACGUACUUUCGUUUCAACCCGUACAUGAGCGAGGAGGUUCCUCUGGACGAGAGCAGAGACGAGAAACUCCAGCAGAUGCAGACCGAGGGGCUUCGGUACCUCAAGCGAAACCAGGAGAAAGUCAGACGAGUCGUGGACAAGCUGACGCGAGACAAGAGUUCCGUCCAGACACUGACGGAGUGGCUUCGACUCAAAGCGUACAUGUACGAGGGUUUGUACAAAGCGUAGGACGAAAACUACCUCUCCAUGAAAACGUGCUAAAAUGUCCAGUCCCUCACAUCCCUCUUGCUCAAUAUUAAGAAGAAAUUUACCGUUACAACCUUUACGGGGGUUUAAUUAUCCAGACGAAACUCAAGGUGUUUUAAAGAGGAAUUAUUAGAUCUUACAUUACUUUCGUUGUAUGUUGACAUGAUAAAACGACAGAAAACUCCCUUAAAGGAACAGUUCACCCAAAACUGACUGACUCGGUCACCAUUCGCUUUCAUUUGAACAUCCUUCCAUUCAGUGACAGUGAAUCAGGCUAAAGCGGUUGGAUAUCUAAAAAUCACGUCGGGUUUUACCCAAAGCCUUGAAUGAUCAGACAUCAAAGGAGACCGUCUUUAGUUUUGUAUCGCAACGUCCGAUAUAAAAAAUUCACAUUUACACUUUCCACUAUUUUCCAAUUAAAAUGAUUCAAAUUUGAUGGUAAAACGAACAUCAAAACAUUACACACAAUUAAGAAGACAGGGAACUGUUGAAUACAUUUGUGCCAUGCCAUAAUCGAAUAUAUAUGCGAUGCUGCCUAUAGUUGAUGUGAAUGAUAUAAAAUAAGCUCUAAUAUGAUCUGUUUCUAAUAUUCUAAUUAAACACUAAGAUUUCAAGAUUAAUUCAUAGUUAAAAUUGCCACUAAAAUAAUUUAAGCUCAGUGAUGUGAGAGUUCUUGUGACCAAUCACAGUCUGCGGCUCGUCCGCGGGUCUGUGUGACAUAAUACGGUCCAGAUGACAUGUUUGAUCAUUUAUUUAUCAAGCACUUACUGUAAUUUUGUGUGAUUUAGAAACAGGCGAGAUGUUGUUUUAGUUUGGAAGCUUUGAAGCUUUUAUUUUGACAGGCCUCUCGUGUCUCUAUAUAGAGUACAAAACCUAAACAUAUGGAAGCACUUCGUCACGCCACGGCUGAACGUGAUUGAUUCUUAUGAAUCAUAUAAAGCAACUCUGAAAUGAAUCGUUUGAGCUCUUUCACACCUGAUACUUGAAGAUCCACUCGUUCUGUUUGUAGUUUUAUCAAUCUUGAGUUUUUAUUUAUAACAUGUGCAUUUGACUGUUGGGAUUCAUUUGUUUUUAGUUGAUGAAAUACAGUACAUACUGUAUGAAAUACAUAAGCUUUUGACAUAGUAGAUGUUCUGAAUCCGACGCGUUUGUUUCACGCACACAUACGUGUACAAAGACAUUCAAGCUGUGUUAUUGAACUUUAGCUGUGUUUAAACCAUUUAUAAAUGCAGGAGUUCAUACUAAAAUAAAAGUCAGUCUGAAGUGGUGAAAAACACUCAAUUGUUAUCAUUUUCUUUAUCAUCCAUAAAAUCUUUUUCUUUCACGUUUUAUUUUCAUUCUACUGUUAUUUAAACAAAAUUCAGUUCAUAUUUAAUAUGUGCAUGUUUUCUGAUUUCAUCCUUGUGCUGUGGUAUUUCUUUCCUGCUCAGGGUUUUAACGGUCAGUAAGUCCGUGUGUAAAAUAAUCUGUCUGAAUGUGUUUUAAUCCCUUUUGGGUGAAGUUCUCAAAGGAUGCGUUGUAAAUCAGAGUCUAAAUAAGACUAAACCAUGAAGCUGUUAUCGAGAAAGCAUCUUUGCAGUGUUAUGAAUAUAAAGACAUAUAUGAAGAUUAAACUGUUUCCAUUCGUUUUAUUUGAGAAAUAUAUUAAAAUAAUAAAU